Cryptomeria japonica (Japanese cedar) is the source of this 939-nucleotide messenger RNA. Its product is annotated as lipase-like PAD4. The record is from RefSeq and is a predicted model, not a curated record. Bases 1 to 939 code for a protein of 312 amino acids. Lineage: Eukaryota; Viridiplantae; Streptophyta; Pinopsida; Cupressales; Cupressaceae. The transcript has 4 exons.
AUGGGUUUUCGGACUCUGAUUAGCCUAGUCCAGACUAAAGCUGCAUUUGAUGCCCUGAAAAAAGCUGCAGAUUUGAAACACAGGCAUGACAUGGACAUUAAGAAUCUAACUUCAGAGUUGAGCAAGAACCAAGGUAGAAUGGCAGAGCAAGAGUCGAUGCUCCUACAACAUUUUCGUGCCGAUGCUAUUAAGACACAUCUACAUCCCUUCUGGGAUAAAAUUAAUGAUAUGGUGAAGAAUCAUCAAUUGCCCAGUGACUUCCGAAGCAGACACAAAUGGAUAUAUGCUGGCAAAGCAUACAGAAAACUUGCAGAGCCUCUCGACAUUGCAUUAUACUAUGGACAUCAGACCAACAUGGAAAGCCAUCUAUCAAUUCAGAAAAAGCCGCUCCGUUAUAGGGUUGUGGAAAAAUGGCUGGAUGAUAAAAUGCAAACGCUCAUUGAUAGUGGCCUAAAUGGAAAAAAGGAUCGCACAAUGUUUGCAUCCUUAACUGAGGAUUCUUGUUUUUGGGCUCAUGUAGAAGAAGCCGCUAAAGACUUGACAAAUCUCCAGCAGGAGCAAGAGCAAACAGUCAAUGCCCAUCUCAAGAAAAGCCUCAGAGAUUUUGAAGUUUAUGUGUUGAAGAUGAUCGAGGAGAAAAGUAUUUCCGAGGAUGUUUUCUUUGAAGAUAGCGGGUUUAUGAUAUGGUGGGAAAAAUACAGAGAGUUUCAACUGCAAUACUCAGUAGAGUGGGAAUCAAGCUCCCCUUUGCUCAAAUCCAUGGAAGAGGUCAAGAAAUUGGGAGUUCAGAAGACAGGUUACGUUCGGAAUAGUAAGAGCCUGAUUCGACCCGUGUCUAUGGAGUUCCUUCAAAUAUAUUGCUAUCUCUGUAUUUUCUGGAAGAAAAUUUCACCUUAUAUUGCUUUAUUGAUUUUUGAUUCUGCAUUUUCGAAUAGGUGA